AUGCUGUGUCUUUAUGUAUGGGGUUCACGUUGGGGACUUCCUUCUAUUGACCCUGCGUGUUUAUCGGUCAUUUCAUACUUACAACUUGUUUCUGAAGAAUGGAAAGUUGUUGAAUGCAGUAAUCCAAAUGUCUCUCCAACAGGAGAACUUCCUGUAUUAAGAGAUGGGCUGAAUUGGAUCACAGGUGUUCACAAUAUAAUAAGCCACCUAAAGAAAAAUGGUUUAAAUGCGGAUGAAAAUUUAACAGAUAAACAAAAAGCAGAUAGCCUGGCGUUCGCCUCUUACCUUGAAGAAUGCGUCUACGAUAUACUCUUAUUUGCAUGGUACGUUGAUUCCAAAAAUUUCAUAGAAGUCAUCCGUCCACUUUACGCGGGAUUACUUUCAUUCCCAAUGCAAUAUUUUAUACCAGCGCAACUACGUAGCUCCGCCAGGGAGAGGUUGGAAAUACAUGGUAUCGAAAGCGUUGGUGAUACUGGAAUUAUUAUAGAUAAGGAUAAAAAGAUGAAUAAAAUUGUUUACGAAUCGUAUAAUGUGUUGCAAAAGAAAUUAGGGACAAAUGAAUUUUUUUUUGGAGAUCAGCCAUCUUCCUUAGAUGCUAUUGCAUAUGGUUAUUUGGCCCUUCAUUUAUAUGCAGAACUUCCCGAUUCAGAAUUAUCUACUAUUCUUAAUACUGAAUAUCCACGACUUGCCCGAUUUUGUGAACGAAUGAAAGAUCUACUUUCUUCACGGCCGAUUAGUCAUUUGCCGUCUCCCGACCUCCCAUCCUUUUUUUCAGGCCUUUUCACUUCUCCUCGUACAUGGUUUAGUCGCAAUAUUUGGAGAACUAAUAUUGAAGAAAUAAAAAGAGAAAAAUCUGAAGCACAAAUCAAAUUUGAAAGAACGAGAAAUUUGUCAAUAUUUGGAGCAAUUUGUUUCGUAGUUGCUUAUGUAACUUGGAAUGGAAUUAUAAGUAUCGAAUUUGGUGAUGAGGAUGAAGAAGAAUAUACUGGUUCUAAAAGAGAGGAAAUUGACGAAGAAGUGGAUUACGAAGAAGUGGACUACGAAGAUAGCGAAACCUAG
Messenger RNA from Dentiscutata heterogama, 1059 nucleotides. The record is from the annotation of a GenBank genome assembly. NCBI's taxonomy places the organism in Eukaryota, Fungi, Glomeromycota, Glomeromycetes, Diversisporales, Gigasporaceae.